AUGUUCACGUUUUCCCGUUUCAUCUCGUGCAUUGGCUCAGAGCAUAGGAUGAAGCACUUUUUUCUUCCUCCUUCCUUUCAUUCGAGACUUUCCUCGGCAAUCAUCGAGGGCUACAAUGGGCAAUAUGCCGGCGACAGUCCCAGCCAGGGUGCUGAUGCCGGUCCUAGUCCGGCGAAUUGGACUAACCUUCAUCAUCUCUCCAAUCUUGAGAGUUGCAACCAAACCGUCCUCUUUGGCUUCAAUAUUCACAACUCUACCUACAUGGCUGCUGCUGCCCCUACUGUGCCGCAACAGCAAAGCCAAAACAACCUAACCGUUGCCGAACGUUGUGGUGCCAAGACGGUUAAGACAACUUUCACUCCUUCAAAUCUAGGUUCGGGGUCUGGUGCUGCUCCUCAGGAUACUGAUUUGGCCGAGGCUAUUCAUCAACUUGCCAUCUACGUGGAGGCGAGUGCUGAAUGUGGUUCUACCAUCUUGUUUGCGAGGCACAAUUUGGCCGUUGUUGGCCUCUAUUCUGGUGCGCAAGUCACCAAAAGGGCCACAGGGCUCUUACUUGAUUCCUUCGCGGAAACGGAAGCAUCUGCUCUACAGAUUUGUCAGCCUUCCGAUACAGCCCUGACGGUGGCUGGCGAUAUUUUCAGCUGGCUUUGCUGA
Molecule: messenger RNA, 654 nt
Organism: Talaromyces amestolkiae
Lineage: Eukaryota; Fungi; Ascomycota; Eurotiomycetes; Eurotiales; Trichocomaceae
Exons: 2
Coding region: 1-654 (217 amino acids)
Source: RefSeq, a predicted model, not a curated record